Neoarius graeffei (lesser salmon catfish) is the source of this 1827-nucleotide messenger RNA. Its product is annotated as kelch-like protein 10. Bases 1 to 1827 code for a protein of 608 amino acids. The transcript has 2 exons. NCBI's taxonomy places the organism in Eukaryota, Metazoa, Chordata, Actinopteri, Siluriformes, Ariidae. Gene Ontology annotation, molecular function: protein binding. The record is from RefSeq and is a predicted model, not a curated record.
AUGCGCUGGAUCACAUCUUUGGUCAUGACAGCGAUCCUGAAGACAGAGGGGAAAAUGAUGAAGCAGGAAGGAGAGAAAGAAAUGGCAAGUAAGUUAGAGAUGAGCUACAGCGCCAUCAAGCAGCUGUCGUUGGAGAAGAAGCUCUGUGAUGUUCUCAUCAAAGUGGAUGGUGCCGAGUUCCACGCGCACAAGAUCAUCCUGUGUGGCUGCAGCGAUUACUUCACCGCUCUGUUCACCAGCAGCUACUGCCCUCCAGAUAAGCACGAGUACAGCAUCCCUGACAUUUCCUCUGAGAUGAUGGAGCUGAUCAUGGAGUACGCGUACACAUACCGUGUUCACAUCACGGAGGAAAACGUGCACGAGCUGCUGAUCACUGCUGAUUAUCUGAUGGUGAGAAGCCUGGUGAGUGAGUGCUGUGCGUUCCUGAAGGCUCAGCUGUGUCUGGAGAACUGCAUUGGCAUCUGGUGUUUCGCUUGCGUUCAUGCUUUUGAGAAGUUGAAGCAGCAGGCCUUCCAGUUUAUCUUACACAACUUUGAGAUGGUGCGCGUCUCUGAGGAGUUCCUGGCGCUGACGGUCGAGCAGCUCGGUGAGAUCAUCGAGAACGACGAGCUGAACGUGAAACAGGAAAAUGUGGUGUUCGAGACCAUCUUACAGUGGAUGAGACACGCGCCGCAGAGUCGGAACGCACACAUGGGAGUGUUACUGGCCAAGGUGCGUCUGGCGCUACUGACGUACGAUUACUUUAGGGAUCACGUGAGGAACAACGCUUUAGUGAAGGACAACGCAGCAUGUAAGCCGAUCAUCUCCAGAGCUCUGCAGAGUAUCCUUCGGCUCAACGUGAACGAAUCUCUCGGCUCCGAGUUCACACGGCGCCGCCUCCCUAACGCCGUUCUGCUGGUAAUCGGUGGCCGGAGCCACAGGGGCCCCACCAAUAGCAUCGAAGUGUAUGAUACGCGAGCGAAGCGCUGGGUCAAAGCGACGUGCCACGAUGAGAAUCCACGAAUGCAUCACGGGACAGUGUACCUGAAUGGCUUUGUGUACUGCAUCGGAGGAUUUGAUGGGAACAGUUACACCAACACUGUGAGGAGGUUUGACCCCGUCACCCGAACCUGGGCUCAGGUGAGCCCCAUGCACACUCGUCGAUGUUACGUGAGUGCGUGUGUGCUGGCGGGCCGUAUCUAUGCCCUGGGAGGAUUCAGUGGCAAUGAAUGGCUAGACACAGUCGAGCGAUAUGAACCGGAGACUAAUCAGUGGAGUAUGAUCGCACCGAUGCACGAAAGACGAAGCGACGCAGGUGCUACAGCACUGAACGGCAAAGUGUACGUGUGUGGCGGGUUUGACGAGGACCAGCACUUGUUCACGGCGGAGUAUUACAAUCCUCAAACGGACCAGUGGACUGUCAUCCCCCCCAUGAGGCGCAGAAGGUGUGGAGUGGGUGUGGUCUCAUACGAUGGACAGGUUUACGCUGUUGGUGGAUUUGAUGGUAUUAUUUUUCACAGAAAUGCAGAGGUGUAUAAUCCUCAGACUAAUUCAUGGAGAGCCAUUCCAUCCAUGAUGAAAUCGCGCAGCCACUUCGGCAUUGAGGUGGUGGACGAUCUCCUGUUUGUUGCUGGAGGACGUAACGGCUGUGCAACCAUCAGUGAGGUGGAGUGUUACGAUAAGAAAACUGAUGCAUGGUGUGCAGUCAAAGACAUGAAGGUUUCACGCAGCGCUCUGAGCUGCUGUGUGCUGUCUGGUUUACCCAACAUGGCCGAGUACACCGCACCCCGAGACGAAGUCCCCCAGAGCUCACAGAGCAUGAGCGGCUUCCUCACACUUCCUGCUUAA